This is a messenger RNA of Dendrobium catenatum, 336 nucleotides long. RefSeq lists its product as uncharacterized. The transcript has a single exon. Lineage: Eukaryota; Viridiplantae; Streptophyta; Magnoliopsida; Asparagales; Orchidaceae. The record is from RefSeq and is a predicted model, not a curated record. The coding region runs from base 1 to 336 and encodes 111 amino acids.
AUGAAGGGUGUGAGCAGAUUUGGCCAGGUGAGCAAGCUUAGUCCAAGGUAUGUUGGACCUUUUGAAAUCUUGGAAAGGAUUGGAAAAUCUGCUUACCGACUGUUGCUUUCUGAUUCGAUGCCUGACGUGCAUAACGUGUUUCACGUAUCCACUUUGAGGAAGUGGUCUGACUCUGGGAAGAAGCUGUCAGCUGACGAGGUUGAGAUUCAGGAGAAUCUGGCGAACAAGGAAGAGCCAGAGUUGAUUUUGGCGUACGACGUCCGAAAGCUACGAAGUAAACAGAUUCCGAUGGUUAAAGUCCAGUGGAAGCACCUUACUGCACGGGAAGAUACUUGA